UAAAAAGAAACUGAAUCUUCUCCCUUUGCUUCUGGCAGGAAAAAACAGCCACAGACUUGCGGGGCUGCGGUGGUUCAAGGAGUCUGGAUAAGGCAUGCCUGCCCCUGCCAGCAGCACAGCCGGAGAGGGGGAACCACAUCCCUCCUCCUCAAGCCACUCCCAGGAUAAAUAGCCUGGACAGGGUUCUGGCCUGGGGUGUGUGCAGAGUGUUUUGCUUUCCAAGUGCCUUGAAGAUUUGUGCUGGUGGACUUUUUGAUGGAUAAUGGCCUGGCUGCUGCGGAAACAGGAGCAGAGUUGUGCCUUACUGUUUCCCGCUCAUAUAUUGCAAUGUGGUCUGCUGCUGAAAUGAUGGAGUAAAUAUCAGUAUGACUAGAGUCUGAGGAAGGACUUCUGUGUUCCUACCAAAAGCUUGCUGGUGCAGAGGAACAGUGCAAGGAGAGCAGCAGGGACUUUUUGAGCUACCAUGGAUAUCCCCACUGAUUUGGUGCCAUCGUCCAUGAUGUCCCAACCUGAGGUGAUUGAGUCCACAGCCAUGAGUGAACCACAGUGCUACUACAAUGAAACCAUUGCCUUCUUUUAUAACCGAAGUGGAAAAUAUCUAGCCACUGAAUGGAACACUGUCAGCAAGCUUGUAAUGGGACUGGGGAUUACCGUCUGCAUCUUCAUAAUGCUGGCCAACCUUUUGGUUAUGGUGGCUAUUUAUGUCAAUCGCCGAUUCCACUUUCCUAUUUAUUACUUAAUGGCCAACUUAGCUGCUGCGGACUUUUUUGCAGGGCUGGCCUACUUUUACUUAAUGUUCAACACAGGACCCAACACUAGAAGACUGACUGUAAGCACCUGGCUUCUCCGUCAGGGUCUCAUUGAUACCAGUCUGACAGCCUCUGUAGCCAAUUUGUUGGCCAUUGCUAUUGAGCGGCACAUUACGGUUUUCCGAAUGCAGCUACACACUCGGAUGAGCAACCGCCGAGUGGUCAUUGUCAUUGUUGUAAUCUGGACUAUGGCCAUCGUCAUGGGUGCCAUACCGAGUGUCGGAUGGAACUGUAUUUGUGAUAUCACCCACUGCUCCAACAUGGCACCACUCUAUAGUGACUCCUACCUGGUCUUCUGGGCUAUUUUCAACCUGGUCACUUUUGUGGUCAUGGUGGUCCUAUAUGCUCACAUCUUUGGGUACGUUCGCCAAAGGACUAUGAGAAUGUCCAGACACAGUUCUGGACCCCGCAGGAAUCGGGACACCAUGAUGAGCCUCCUGAAGACUGUGGUCAUUGUGCUUGGGGCUUUCAUAAUCUGCUGGACCCCAGGAUUAGUCUUGCUGCUCCUUGAUGUUUGCUGUCCCCAGUGCAAUGUCCUGGCCUAUGAAAAAUUCUUCCUACUCCUGGCAGAGUUCAACUCUGCCAUGAACCCCAUCAUCUACUCCUACCGGGACAAGGAAAUGAGUGCGACAUUCAAGCAGAUCCUGUGCUGCCAGCGCAGUGAGAGCACCAACGGCCCCACCGAAGGCUCGGAUCGGUCAGCCUCCUCCCUCAACCACACCAUCCUGGCUGGCGUCCACAGCAACGACCACUCCGUGGUGUGACACCACAGCCAGCCACGUGACCAACAAAGAACAGAAGGCAACGCUGCGGGUGGGGUCAGGUGCGCAGCCCCGGGGAAGGUAACCCACUCACAUUUUCUCAAACACUAAUGGACUACAAGUGCAUCUUUUCCAGGGGGCCUGACAUACCAGCGCAGACCGCCCUAUCGACAGGAUUGGCCAUGCUGCGAAGCCUUUGAUUUCUACUUUGAGAAAGUAGAAAGUAGUUGCUUUGCAGAAGAGGCCAUCAAUAACCCACAGAAAGCCUUGCUGAGACUUUGUUGGACUUUGCUGCAUCUUGGUGCCAGUCUGAAUCAACUCUGAUUAAUUAAGCUUAUACCUGCUUCACUGCAUUUACAUGUAGCCACUUAGUAUUUUUAAAAAGGGAGUAAAGGGGAUAAAAAUAUGCCUAUCAUUUAAUAGACAUGUAAUAUGUAUCACCAUCAGCAUGCUUGUGAUGAACAUUUUCUGUGCAGGGAGUAAAACUGUGCUCUAGUCUUUGUAUCCUUAGCCACACUGUCAUAACUACAGUAAAAAGAAAAGUAUUUUUUUUCUAACACAGGCAACAGGAAGAUGAGGGAAACUGACUCCUCUUAGCUUCAUUACUGGUGUUAGAGAAUGCAUGUUCUGUGUGUAUGCAGAUUGUUUUAAUUAUGAAAAAAUCUCUUUGUAAAGUCUGCUGGAAAGUAGAAAAACAUAGACUGUAUUCCAGUGUUUGUUUAGAUUAUGAAAUAAACAGUACUUUAGUCACAAUGUAUAUAAGGUUCUUCUUUGAAGUACAGUAUGAAAUUUGUAACAUGUGAGGGGUACUAGGUUUUUUGUGGAUAAGUUCUUAAAGUAGGACACAUCCCUAAGGCUCUUAAAGGGCUACAGUCAGGUUGGUAAAUUGCAAAAAUUGUAUUUAUGGCAUAUUCUUGGAAUGCUUUUCUUGUUCAUGGCAAAAAGCAUACGCAUUUUUAAUGGCGAAAAAGAAAAGGUAUGUUUUUAUGGAACCUUUCUUGUAAUUGAGAACAAAACACCUUCUGUAUUUUUGGACUGAGAAGUAUUUGUAGGGUACCAUUCAAAUGAUGCUUCCUUCAUUUCAAAAGCAGUGGGCUACUAAGAGCCAAGGCACAAUUUUAUUUUGUAAAGCCGACACUUUACGAGAUAGUCAUCCAUUCCAAAUGACUGGACCAUAUUACAGAUAAUAGCCACACAUGUACACUGUUAUAAAUACCUAAGCUAACAGGUGUUUUUUUCAUAUGAGACUAUUUUGAAGAGAAAUGUCACUCAUGUGAAUAUCAGUUACGAAGAAUCACUGAUAGUAAACAAAACUCAUCAAGAGGGGUACAUGUGUGCAAAAGUGGGAUCUUGCUGAUAAAAAAUUUGGGACCUCUUUCCAGGAAACUGUGUGUUAUUCUAACAAUGUAAAAUAUAUCAACAGUAAAUUCCUGGCACUGUUCUCGUCAUUGUAAUUUGUCUCUAUAACAAAAAGAAAAAAACAAACAAGACAGAAAAAGGGGAAAAAAACAAACAAAAAAAACCCCACACUCACAAAAAAAAUAACCCCACAAAACAAAACAAAAAACCCCAGAGAUAUAUAGCCUUCAUUGUACCAUACUGGAAUGUAACUUAAGGGAUGAUAUUCUCCCAUUCGGGCAGGGAAAAAAUGGAGAGUGGAGGGUCAGUUCAGCAAAAUCCAGUGUUUUCACUAUCUCUUGCUUUGAGGAGAUGCUUGGAUUUUAUGCUUCCAAGCAAAAAAUUGAUUGCAAUAGGCAGUUCCUUACUGAGAGAGGGAAGAGAAAAAUCCUGCUUCCACUGAAUGAAGUGAGAGUUAUGACACUGCUUUCAGUACAACUGAAAUCUACCUGAACUGUCAAGCUAGUUUUGUGUAGACACUGUGGAAAGUGGAGUAGGCAGAGAGAAAAAACAUUACAUUGUCUGCCAGUUGACCAAGGUUUUGAAUAUAUCCACUUGCUUUGAACACAACCGGUCUUUUUUCUGACUGUAUUUGAGAGCAAGUGAAUGUACUGGUUGAUUUGGUUUUAUUCGCAGAACUGUACUGAGAAACAGAAGAACAGGCUGUAUGAACUUUUUCUUUUAAAAGCAUCUGCUUGCUAAUGCAGUCAUACUUUUUCCUUAGUGCCUGCUUGAUACUUGAACUAGUGCAGCUAAGCAGAAGAAAGGAGAGGGUAAGAUUGCCUCCAAAGACAGAGGAUAUCUGAGUGAAAAAGAAUUUCUUUUUCUCAAGAGUGCUUGGAGUUCCUUUCUUCCUUGGAUCCAGCAAGAGUACUUUUUCCUAUCCCUAACAUCCCCACAAAAGUAGAAGAUUGUAGACACUUUAGGCUAGGGUUUGGGGGUUUUUGAACUGGGGGGGUUGCCCUUUCCUUGUGUUCUUUUCACUGCUAUUUGCAUGCUUUUAUUGAAUCUCAUCUGGAAAGGGGGGAGGAUGAUGUUACAAAAUAGCAGCAAGUCAUUCACCCUAGUUUAACCUGCUGGAAGUCUGGCGGGUUUUGAGAAGCCAUGGCUGAAUAACUUGCAAACAGGAGUGGUGUGCUUGUUUGAACAUGGGUGGGUCCAAAGGCCUCUUGUGAAGACAGAUGCCCAAGGAGGUUUUCUGUCGUCACUGUGAUUGUGACAGAGGGUAGUUGAUGUCCAGGUACAUAGUUCAACCCAAGGAGGCACUCAACAACUCAAGAAGGUGAACCUUUUGAACUCUUAGGAGUGGUUAAAUUUCAGUUGUCAGGUAUAUUAAUCCAGGAGCAUGUCUGACAACAGGUGGCUUUUCUUCUAAAAGAUGAAGUGCAGUGUUUCAGAUCAAAUGCGGUAGGAGGAAUAUUGCUUGUACAAUUCUGUUAGAGGAGCUCACUGAGCAUAUGGCUGCAGUAUAACAAUUUGAUUAGUGCUUUGUGUUGUUGACAUGUUGUUCCUAUAUUCUUAAGAAAUCUGAUCUGUGAAUUGAGUAGUUCUUUGCAAGCUAAUGAAAUUAAAGCUCCAGUGAGCAAAGAGAAUAAAAACCAGAGCCUGGGAUAGAAGGAUUCAUUUGCUGUGUUCCUUAGAAUGGUUCCCAGCCAUUUGUUGUCAUCUCAGAAUUUUUUUAAGUUUUGCUCUUCUAUGCCGAUUUUCCAGCCUCAUUGUGCAGUUGUAGAACUCACUUCUGCUAUGUGAAAACAUGGUGCAAAGUACUUAGCAAAAAAGAUUGCCCCACUUAUUUUUACUUAUCUCAAAUUCUUCAAAAGAUUUUAGAAGACUUCUUAAAAUACCAAACGAUCCUCCCACAGUCAUUAAAAUUCUUUUGUUGCUGAUUGCCUCUGGUCCAAGUAAAUCCUCUUGAAGUUCAAAUGUAAUGGUGUUUGUGUCAGCAAUUGUAGUGGUGGGAAGUUGUGUAUUAAAAGGAAUAUCAUUUGCAGAUCAAGGAAAAUGUGUUUUUCUACUUCAUGUAUUUUCAGUGGGGGUAUAAAUCUGAAAACUAAUUUAAAAGAUGGCCUUUGAAUUUUAAUUCUGUUGCUGUGAUAUAUACAGAAGCUAGGUAUCCCAUUGGUCAGAAAAAGCACAACUUUUUUUAUGAAAGAUUGAAAAUAUAUUCUAUGUAUGUUUGACACAUUGAUUUUCUUGUCAGCACCUUUUUUUUUUUUGUUCUGAGUUUUCUGGGAUCCCUUGGCAGCUUCAGGCUGGCUUCUGACUGAGAUACUAAAAGCUGGGCAGAUAGAAGAGAGGGCAGACCAAAAAAAGGCUUUUUCACUGAUUCCUAAAAUUAAGCAUACCUUUCUGUCCAUAGUGCACCAGUAAUGGAGUUUUUUUUAAUAGUUGCCACAUUGGUUUUUUUAACUCUGCCUUUGCCACAGUCACAGCUGUAGCAGCAUUUAAACAAUUAGGCAACAAAGGCUUGGAGUAGGCACUUGGGGAAAAGGAAAGGGCAGGCCUACUAUCUUCAUGGGGCAAACUAAGCCUGAGUAACUUGGAUGUCAAAGAGGAAAGGACAUGUCUUAUGUCCAGUGUUUUAGUUCUCCUUCUUCUGCUGAGUAACUUCUGAAUAUCAACAUAAAUUUGUCCCAGUAUGGGAUUGCACUUAAAUUAAACUUUUCAGGUCACUCCAUGGACUAUCUUUUGGUCUGUACUGGUGUGGUGGGCAGGGCUUUAACCAUGGCCAGUCUGGGUCCCAGGAGCAGUGUGUCAGGGGAAACUGAAGUGGGCUCUGCUUCUGAAGCAGGUUUUGUAGCUUUUUCUGACCUUCAUGUUGCUCCAGAAGUGUGCUACCAAAUACCAUACUUAACUACUGUAAAGCCAUCUAGGGUUUCUGUCUGUGACACUGCUGCAGCCAGAUCUGUCUGCAGUGGAUAUCCAAAAAACAAGCAGAUUUUUCUGUAAAAGAAAUAAAAACCCACCAUGCCGAUUACUCUAAAAGAUAGGAUUAAAAAGAACAGCAGCAGAUGGAGAAGCUUUGAUGCAAACACUCCUGGUCUGUCUUUCAGUCUGUGUGAAUCAAGGUGAUGCAAAGCAGGGUAGGCAAAGGCGUUUCUCUAGGGCAUUGUCCCCACCUCGUGCAGAGGCAUGACCCCAUCCCUGGCAUCCCUGUCAUUGUUCUGGGUCUCUUUUGACUUUGAGACUGGAUGUAGCUGGCAGAGGUCAGUCUUAGCAAACUGGCUAAUUUUUUCCACUUGCUGCAGAGGUAAAUACAGGCUUUUCCUUUUUCUGGUCCUGGUAAGGGCUUUCGUGUUAUUGCGAGUGUACCUGUUGUGUCCUUUCAAACCAGUUCGUGCUGUGAGGCAUAAGUCUGUGCUAUACACUGAUGUCUGUAAGGAGGGGAUUUGCAACUGCAAUCACAUUUGUUCAGACAAAUUGCUUGGCUUUUCCAUUUGAUUGGAAAGGCCACUUCCAAUAGAGAGUUAGCUUAACUGACAUCUACACCUGUCCAGCCACAGCUCCUUAAGAAAAUGUGCCCUUAUCUUUCCUUCAAUUUUCCUCUCUUAGAGGAUUUUCUAAGAAGCUAUUGACCCAGCUCCUCUUUUCUAAAUCUAUCAAGAAGACAAAAAAGAGGUUGAUAUUUAAAGAAAACAAAACAGCUAAAACAAAACAAUUACAACAAAAACCUCACAAAACAAACUAAAAAAGCCACAAGAAAAACACAGAGCACAUGGAUAUUAAACUAUGCUGCUGUCUUCUGCGGUACAUAGAAAUCCAACACACUGAUAGCUGCCAACAUUUUAUCAAGAGCCUCCAUGAAAUGUUCCCUUUUGCCUGUGAUAAAAUUCUGAUAACCAGAAGUGUAUGUGGGAGACUCAGGAAUCUGUUAAUUUUUCCUGUUUAAAUAAAGCCGUGUUUGUAAUUCAAAAGUAUUGAGAGAGCCAAUGAGCUUUGGCAAACAAUUUUGUUACUAAGUGCACUUACUGUAAAUGUUUAGAGGUUGUAUCUAGUACAAUAAAGUAUUUGGCAUGUGUAAUACGGAGCGUGAAAGAAAUACCCUUUUUCGGGAGAGCUGGUAUUUUUGAAUGUGGAGAGGAAUUUACCAAAAACUGUAUCAAGGCACAGGCUUUUCUCUUCCAGGAGAUAGCACAGAGCUAAAACAUGGGCAGCAAAGGGACAGGUUAUUUCCAGUAAAUCACUUAAUCCACUCUGUGAUUCUUAUAUACCCACCUUCCUUUCUUUGAAGUUCACAUUUGCAGCAUUUAACCUCAGACCUCAUCUUGUUACUAUAGAGAAAACAUUUCCUGCGCAGAGAAAACAAACUUACUGCUUCUUUUCCUUCUUCCUAUUCCUUCCUUCCUCCCUCUGCUUUCUUCCUUUUCCUUUUGCUCUUCAUCUUCCUUGCUUUUUUUCUUGUGCAUGGACAUGUAUCUCCUACAAUGUGUCCCCAGUUUGGAUUUAACCACAGAAGGUUAACUAAACCAAAUCUGGUUGGCUUAUAUAUAGAAAUGGAUGUGUCUACACAUAGAACUGUGUAGCCAUAGGAAAAGGGCAGAAGUGAAAUAAAAUUAUUUUUUUCAGUACUGUUUGAGUAUAAGUUUUUAUGACUGUAUUUUUCUGCUAAAUCCUAUUUCACAUUUUGAAGAAAAGAGGACUUAUGCAAAGGGUUCAUUAGCCCCCUGCCUUUUGUUAGAAAAGCCAAUCACUUACACACUGAUGGAAGCCAAGUGUCUGCUUCAGCAAAACGACAGAAAAAGAAGUUGGUGUUCCUAAUCAUUCUAAGCAUUAUUAAGUACAAAAAUAAAAAAUGAGAAGAGUUCAAGUUUUUUCAUCUCCCCAGAUCCUGGUGAUUCAUGACUAAUGCCUUGGUGCUGGGCUUUCCAUGGCAUCGCGUGCGUAAUGUAAAGCAGCCCCAUACAGCUUGAUUACUGGACAUAAUGAGCAGAAAGCCAAAACAUACAAUUGCAAAAUAAAUCACGUCUCAUGAAAAUGCACUGCAAUACCUCUGGGAUUUUCUGCUUGAGCCCUGGAUCACCAUUUGCUGGGAAAGCCAGACUGUUUAUAUGGCGAUCUGUUAACAUUAAAUACACAACACGUGCAGUGCUGCAGCUCUCAGCCUCAGCGUGCAGCAGGAGACUCACAGAGCUAGAGCUCUGAGAGCAGAGAGCCAGCACAUUUGAAGUCACAGUGCCCAGAGCCUGCAUCCCCUGGGCCAACACUCCCUUCCUGCUUUGUGUCUUUUUGUGCCCCUUCAGGAUAGGUGUGUCUGGGUUGGCAGCACUGCCUCUCGUGAGCUGGACCCAGCAGGAGCAAAUGCAAGUCAGCCUCUUUCAUGUCAAUCAAAGCCUUUCUCCCCUUAGCUGCUUAGACUUCACAUGGUUACAGAUCUGCUUCUCCCUCCUCUAGUCCUUGCAUGCCCAGCCUCCUGCUGAAAAUUCUUAUCCACCCCUCAGAGUCUUUCCAGAAAGUUCCUUAUUUGUGUUGCCUUUCUCUGUGCCUCCUCCAGAAAGCCUAAACCAUCUUUGUGACAACACAGCUAGGUGUUUUACACCACAGAUGCAGUUCCUUUGUAAUUCCCUGGAGGACAAGGUGGAAAUGGAGUUCAGUAGGCAGCCUGUCACAAGUGGUGUUCCCCAGGGCCCAGUUUUGGAGCCAGUUUGGUUUAAUAUCUUUAUCUAUGCCUGAAGGGUGUCACUGUCCCUGGAGAUAUUUAAAAGAUGUGCAGAUGUGGCACUUAGGAACAGUGCCCAGUAAGGAUUGCUGCUGGGCCUUACAGUGAUAGGCUAAUGGUUACAGUCAAUGGUCUUAAAGAUCUUUUAUAACCAAAAUCAUUCUAUGAUUCAAUGGGAAAUAAAUAAAUACAAUGUAUACAGAAAAAGGAAGUGAAAAAUUGUGGGAAGGAAGAGACAAUGCAGAAGAUACUCCCCUACCUUCUGUGCAGAAUCUGGUUUAUAACCCUUUCAAAGACUUUCUGGCAAGUUCAGGAAAGAAUCCUUGGUUGUUGCUUUUGUUCAAAAGGAAAGAAUAAUGCCCCUUCUAUGGCAUUACUUUUUUUUGUUUCUGAUGCAAAACUUUGUUGUUUUAGGUGUAUCUAGUUUAAUAAGAGAUCAAAAGGCCAACUGAAACACGUAGAAGCCUUCCCAUUUACCACCCACACUGAGCACAAAAUUAAGCUGUUUUCAUAUAAAUGGUGUUUUACCACUCAAAAGAUUGAAGGAUGCUUCAAGGAUCACUGAUAAAGGUUGGGGUUUCUCUAUUUCUCUGUUUUUCCAGAGUUCAUGAUAUCUGGAUAUUUUGCUGCUUAUUCUGCCACAGAUUUUUAAGUUUGUACAUUCUUCUUGUCCUCAAGUGUCUCUUUGCAAUCCUGCUUUUCAAAAUAUGUAAACACUCCUUAGUUCGAGGGAGUUACUCAAAAAUGUGCCUGAUUUGAGCUAGUCCAGCUGCUACUGCCUUCCAGACCCCUCUCCUGUCUGAUCACAGUGAGGUCUGAUUUUGAGCCACAAAUAUAUACUAACAAGUGACAAUUA
Molecule: messenger RNA, 9480 nt
Organism: Motacilla alba alba
Lineage: Eukaryota; Metazoa; Chordata; Aves; Passeriformes; Motacillidae
Gene: LPAR1
Product: lysophosphatidic acid receptor 1
Exons: 4
Coding region: 464-1573 (369 amino acids)
Biological process (GO): neurogenesis; phospholipase C-activating G protein-coupled receptor signaling pathway
Cellular component (GO): membrane
Molecular function (GO): lysophosphatidic acid receptor activity
Source: RefSeq, a predicted model, not a curated record